AUCGUGUAAUCUUUUUAAUCUGCAUUAGCCAAAACAACACAUGUUCUUGGACAAAAUCGUGUUUUUUCAAUAAUAAAUCCUAUUAUUGGGCUUGAAAACUUGUCAAAAUGCCUAAAACAAAAAAGAAAUUCAUAGAUCGAAAGAAAGCAGUAACUUUCAAUCUAGUACACCGAUCUCAAAGGGAUCCUCUCGUUGCCGAUGAAACUGCUCCUCAACGUGUCCUCGUACCCGUCAAUGCUAACGUGCCACCAAGAAAGGAAAAAGACCCAGAAUUAUCAACAGAACAAAGGAAGGAAGAACAGAAAAAAUAUGGAAUAUAUUUUGAUGAUGACUACAACUACUUACAACAUCUCAAAGACACGAAGGAAGUCACAUUGGUCCUACAACCUAAAGCAACUCAUAAAAGAAAAGAAAAGCGUAUAAAUACAAAUAUAGUUGAAAAUGAAAACGAACUAGAAACAGAUGCUGAAGAAAACAUUAAGUUGCCGAGCUCUGUGUUUGCAUCGGCAGUCGAGGAAGACGUCGGUCUACUGAAUAAGGCUGCCUCUCAAGGGCUAUGUCUAGAUUUAGACCCGGAAGUAGUGGCUGCUUUAGAUGAGGAUUUUGAUUUUGAAGAUCCAGACAAUCAGCUUGAAGAUAACUUUAUUGAAUUGGCUAUGGGCGAUGAAGGUUCUGACAUAGAAAGUGAUGAAGAAGGAAGUAGGUCCGGAAAUGAUGACUCAGAUAAAGCGUUCGCUUCUGAUCUCGAUUCAGAUGACGAUAGUGAUCAAUCACAGGAGCGUAGACCCAAAAUGCCAUCAUGGGGUGAAAAGGACGAUACAAAAUCUCGCUUUUCCCAAUACUCCAUGUCUUCGAGUGUGAUUAGACGUAAUGAAGGCCUAUCGUUAUUAGACAACAGAUUUGAAAAGAUGUUCGAAGAAUAUGACGACACAGAAGUGGGAGCGCUAGACUUGGAAGAAAUAGAAGGGUUCAUGCCCGAGACACACGACAUGCUUCUGAGAGCCGCUGAAGAGUUCGAGGAGUCACAGAAGAGAUAUAAACUCGAUAAGGAGAAGGAAAUCGCUAGAAUACAACGGCUUCAGGAAAUCGAAGAGGAGUCAGAAGAAGAUGAUCUCGUCACAAUGGAGGUUGAGCCUAAAGAGAAAUGGGACUGCGAAACAAUAUUAUCAACAUACUCUAAUUUGUAUAACCAUCCUAAAGUCAUCGAAGAGCCUAAGAAACCUAAGAAAAUCAAGAUUAACCCUAAAACCGGAAUACCCGAAGAGACCCUCGGUAAAGAUAACAAGCUGACGAUGAAAUCACUCGCUAAAUUCAAUGCUAUGAACAAUGCUAGUGACAAUGUGCCCGAUGAGGACGGAAGGACCAAUGCAGAAACGGUUAUGUCUACUUUGAGCAUUUUGUCUAUAAGGCCUAAAGAAGAAACACCAGAAGAAAAGAAAGAAAGGAAACGUCUUUUAAAAGAAUAUAGAAAAGAGAGGAGAAUAGAGAAGAAAGCAAAUAAAGAAGCUUUCAAGGAAGAGAAGAAACGACAGGAGAAGAUUAUGUUGAAUAACAGGAAUAAUGUUCAAGGGAACAGGAUAUUGUAGAUAUAUGUAUUAAAGUUUUAUAUUUAA
Messenger RNA from Melitaea cinxia (Glanville fritillary), 1613 nucleotides. It is a transcript of the gene LTV1, whose product is annotated as protein LTV1 homolog. NCBI's taxonomy places the organism in Eukaryota, Metazoa, Arthropoda, Insecta, Lepidoptera, Nymphalidae. The record is from RefSeq and is a predicted model, not a curated record. The transcript has 11 exons. Gene Ontology annotation, biological process: ribosomal small subunit export from nucleus; ribosomal small subunit biogenesis. Gene Ontology annotation, cellular component: cytosol; preribosome, small subunit precursor; nucleus. The coding region runs from base 108 to 1586 and encodes 492 amino acids.